AUGCUGCUCGAUUAUCUACGCAAGCAAGCGGGGUUGCGUGGAACAAAAUUUAUGUGUCGUGAGGGUGGUUGCGGAGCUUGCAUUGUCACUGCUGCCACCGGCCCAGGGGAGACUCCAAGAGCAGUCAACUCGUGUUUAGUAUCUAUAACAUCGUGUCAAGAUUGGGAUAUUACAACGAUAGAAAAGGUGGGCAACAGACGGGAUGGAUAUCAUCCGAUACAAAAGACUCUAGCAAAUGAAAAUGGCACCCAGUGCGGUUAUUGUACACCAGGCUGGGUAAUGGCACUAUACAGCUUAUUGAAGAGUAAACAGAAUCUAACAAUGUUAGAUAUAGAAAAAUCAUUCGGUAGCAACAUCUGUAGAUGCACCGGCUACAGACCUAUUCUGGAUGCGUUCAAGAAGUUUGCUACAGAUGCGCCGGAUAAGCUGAUUAUGGACAUUGAAGAUUUGAAAAUUUGUAACAAGACAAAUAAGCCAUGUAACAAAACAUGUGCCGGUGAAGAGGGCGAUUGGCAUUUAGUUAGCGAAAGUUGUGUGACACAGGCCAGUAAGAUAGAAUUGAAUCUUAAAGACGGAAAGAAAUGGUUUAAAGUUUAUGAAAUUUCAGAUAUAUUUGACAUUCUAAAGGUCGAAGGUGAUGAUUCUUAUAUGUUAGUUGCGGGGAAUACAGCAAAAGGCGCUUAUCCAAUUGAUGAAUAUCCUCGUAUUUUAAUCGAUAUAAGUGGAGUUUCUGCAUUAAAGGGACAUGAAAUUGAUCAAAAUUUGAUAAUAGGAGCUAAUACGACCUUAUCCGACGCUUUAGAUAUAUUCGAUAAAGUUUCAAAAGAAGAAGUCAAUUUUGGAUAUCUACGAAAAUUACAUGAUCAUAUUCAGUUGGUGGCUCAUAUACCUGUUAGAAAUCAAAUGCCACGCAGUCAAAAUGCUCAUGCCAUAGUGAAUGCUGGUUUUCUAUACAAAUUGAACAACAACAAUAUAGUUCUGGAAUCCCGAAUUGUAUUUGGUGGUCUAUCUCCCCAAUUUAUACGAGCAUUACAAACCGAACAAGUUUUAAUAAAUAAGAAUUUAUUUGAAAAUAAUACCUUACAAAGUGCCAUAAAGACUUUAGAUAAGGAAAUAAUUGUAGAAGAAAAUCCUCCAGAACCUUCCGCUGAGUAUCGAAAACGGCUGGCUUUGGGGUUGUUUUAUAAAAAACAACCCGGUGUGGUAGCUUUUUAUUCGGCUAAAGAUAUACCAGGGAAGAAUUCUUUUAUUAUGUUGGGUCUUAUUGUAUUCAUAGAAGACGAAGAAGUAUUUUGCAGUAAAAAAGUAAAUUAUUAUAAUCAACCGCUAGGUAUGAUUGUAGCGGAAUCAGAAGCUGUAGCUAAUAGAGCUGCUAAAUUAGUUAAAGUGACAUACAGUAACAUUAGUACACCAGUUCUUGAUAUAAAAAAAGCAAAAGAUGAUCCAACGAGAACGAAACUCUUCUUACCUAUUCCAGCUAUAGGCAGAGGUUUAUUUGUAGAUAAACGUUUCAAAAAUAAUUAUACAAUUUAUGGGCAAUAUCAUUUGUCAAUGGAAACUAUUAUGUGUGUGUCUACACCAUCGGAGCAAGGACUAACUGUAUAUUCAAGUACACAAUGGAUGGAUUUUGUACAGAAUACAAUAGCUAAAGCUUUAAAUAUAGACCAUAAUCGAGUGGAUGUGUAUGUGAAUCGUCUUGGAGGUGGUUUUGGCUUAAAAGUUGGAGUUGAUAAAAGAGGGCUUGUACAAUACUUAAAUUAUGAUCUCUAUGAAGAUAAUGGUUAUACCACUAACGAAUUAAUUUCUGUGCUUGGAAUUGAUGCGCAUAGCAAUUGUUACAAAAGGCUGUGGUGGGACUAUAAAUGUUACAAUUCUGUUACUGACAACGCUAAAAAUACGUGGUGCAGAGCACCAGCGUCAUUAGAAAAUAUAUCUAUGGCAGAAACUAUCAUGGAACAGAUUUCAUAUGUGACGUCAUUAGAUCCUUAUGAAGUGCGCAAGACUAAUGUUAAUAAUUUAUUACAUAAUGAUAUAUUAGAAUUAGCAGAAACUUUAAAAACGAAAGCAAAGUAUUCUGAAAGAAGAGCUGCUGUGAAUAAAUAUAAUCAAACAAAUAGAUGGAUAAAGCGAGGCCUUCGAUGGGCAUUCAUGAGAUACACCCCUCUCGCACCCGCGGGCUAUCAAGUAAAAAUGAGUGUAUGUCACGGUGAUGGAUCUGUUAUUAUUACCCACAGUGGAAUUGAACUUGGUCAAGGCAUUAAUACAAAAGCUAUACAAAUCGCGGCGUACUUUUUGAAAAUACCUAUAGACAAGAUUCAAGUUAAAUGUGCUAACUCAAUCGCAGGUACGAAUGGAAUUAUGACGAGUUCAAGCCUUACUUCACAGAGUAUAGGAAUGGGAGUCGAAAAGUGUUGUAAGCAACUUCUUCUAAGAUUAGCUCCAAUAAAGCUUUUGCUACUUAAUCCACCAUGGGAAACUUUGAUAAAAAUAGCACACAAGUUAAAAGUUAAUUUGCAUGUUGACGAUUUCGUGAAUAAUAUUAUAUCUCCGAUAUUUUAUGUUUAUGGAGUCAGCUUGGCUGAAGUUGAAGUUGAUAUAUUGACAGGAGAGUCUGAAGUUUUGAGAGUAGACUUAUUAGAGGAUGUUGGACGUAGCGUAAGUCCAGAGGUAGACGUCGGUCAAAUAGAAGGCGCAUUUAUAAUGGGAUUGGGUUACUGGACUUCCGAAAACUUGGUCUACGAUAAAAGUUCAGGAGAACUUCUCACGGACAGAACGUGGAAUUAUCACGUGCCUCAGGCCAGGGAUAUACCGCAAGAUUUUCGUGUAUACUUCAGAGAAAAGUCUUACAGUUCAGAUAUUGUUCUCGGAGCUAAAGAUGGUCCAUAUACCACAGAACAACUAUGCUUAUCAGCUGCAACAAGACUAGAAGACUUUAAAUUUAAUUAA
This is a messenger RNA of Diatraea saccharalis (sugarcane borer), 2946 nucleotides long. Lineage: Eukaryota; Metazoa; Arthropoda; Insecta; Lepidoptera; Crambidae. The record is from the annotation of a GenBank genome assembly.